UAAAUUGCUGUGGAUAACACGACAGUUCUGCAGGAGUAUCGGACCGGUUCUACCUCCAGUCGCCUUCAGUUCUCUCGACACCAGCCGCCCCAACCAUGUUACCCGUUGGUGGGGCUGUCGUACGCCGAUGGGCUCUAUGGGAGCUUCGCCGAUGGGCUUCGCAGAUGCACCUUGCGAAAUCUUUCGGAAAAAUGCACAGAAGCUCUCUUCUGCACCUCCUCAAUGUCGGCAGAAGCCGUCGGAGCCAGAGGAGCCCCGCCAAUAAGAGUAUCUCUCACCGAUUCGGCCGGAAGAGGCGUCUUCGCCACAAGAGUUAUAGGAUCCGGCGAGCUCAUACACACUGCGAAGCCCCUCGUAACCCACCCUUCUCUCGCUCUCCCCGAUCGAGUUUGUUACUAUUGCUUGAAGAAGUUAAACAGGGAUGAUUUGAGCAGUAGUUUUUCUUCAUUGAAAGGAGAAGGCGACUCUUCAUACUGCUUUUGCGGGGAAGAAUGCAGAGAUAUAUCCAAGGCUUGCUAUGAAGUUGAGAGCAAAGCAGACUGGUCACUCAUUCAUGAUCAUUGCAGGAUCAAACUGCCAACAUUCUUGCUAAAUGCCUACCGGCAACUCAGUUCGGCAAGCUUCGCACCAAGCUCACUAUCCUUCCAUUGGACUGUGAUCUUAAGGGGAGGAACAGCAUCUGCCAAUGGUCUUGAUAUACUCCAACCAGCCACUUUACUUCCUGGGACAGUUUCACAAAUGGAAGAAGAGUUUGAAUUGCUCAAAUGGACUUUAUUAGAGGCAAAGGUUGAUGAAAAGCUGACUGGAUUUCUCACAAAGCAUUGGUACAUGGGUAUACUGGCGCGGAUUCGCAUAAAUGCAUUCCGCAUUGAAUUAGUGGCAGCCUCAUAUGAAGAUAUACUUGCAUCAGCAGCAGCCUCUGUUGCAGCUCAAGCUGCUGUUGGCAGUGCUGUGUAUAUGCUUCCGUCACUCUAUAACCAUGAUUGUGAUCCCAAUACACAUAUAGUAUGGAUUGACAGUGCAUUUGCAAAGCUGAAAGCUCUUCGCCAUAUUGAAGAAGGUGAGGAGCUCCGCAUAUGCUACCUUGAUGCAAGCAUGGAUUUUGAUGCUCGUCAGAAAGUUCUUUCUGAAGGCUUUGGCUUUCAGUGUCGCUGCUUGAGAUGCCUUUCCAAUGACUGAGCGGCUGUCAAUGUUAGAUACAAGAAAAAUAU
Molecule: messenger RNA, 1211 nt
Organism: Phalaenopsis equestris
Lineage: Eukaryota; Viridiplantae; Streptophyta; Magnoliopsida; Asparagales; Orchidaceae
Product: histone-lysine N-methyltransferase ATXR4
Exons: 9
Coding region: 223-1179 (318 amino acids)
Cellular component (GO): nucleus
Molecular function (GO): protein binding
Source: RefSeq, a predicted model, not a curated record